AAACUUGUGAUGGAGGGCUUUCGCAGCUUAAAGGAGGGUGAGCAGGUGGAGUUCACCUAUAAGAAGUCCUCCAAGGGCCUCGAGUCUCUGCGGGUAACAGGACCCUGUGGGGGACCCUGCUCGGGCAGUGAAAGGAGACUCAAGGGGAAGGUCCCUCUCCAGAAACGCAAACCAAAGGGAGACCGCUGUUAUAACUGUGGAGGUCUGGAUCACCAUGCCAAGGAGUGUAGCCUGCCCCCCCAGCCAAAGAAAUGCCACUACUGCCAGAGUGUAACGCACAUGGUGGCUCAGUGUCCCCACAAGGCGCCGGCGCCCCCCACAGGCUCUCAGGACCAACACGCGUCUACCUCGGCCCCCAUCCCAGGGACCGGGCCUUACCUCUGCCCCCCAGAGGAGGAGGAGCACUCCGGCUCGUCUCCCCUGGAGGGCUCCUCCUCCUCGCCGGAGGAGCCGCACACACACCGUGGCCCCCGCACCCAGCGGUGGAGGAAGUCCUGAAAACAGAAACCUUUCACCUGCUAAAACCCUUAACCAUCACGUUUCCCUUCAAUCAAGGAUACCUGAAGCCCCUCCCGCACCCCCCUUCAUCUACCUCGCACCUGUGGAAAAUGAAAAAAAUUGGAGGUCUUAUUUUCUAUACUUUUAUUUUAUUUUUUUAUUUUUCUUAACCAGCGCAGCUAUGGCAACAAUCAAUGGGGUACGGAAGUGUGUGUGUGUGUGUGUGUGUGUGUGUGUGUGUGUGUGUGUGUGUGUGUGUGUGUGUGUGUGACUUGCUGUCAUCUGGUGCAGCUAUGGCAACUACCGCUGGAAUGUGGGACUGUAUUUCUUGUUCCAAUCAGUGAAACAACGGGAUAUGAAUUUUAGUUUAGGACUGUUCUCUAUUUUUCCCAAGUUUUGGCCAUUUUACUUUUUUUUUAAAGCCGCAAAUGAAUAUCCUCAAGGCUCAAUUAUUCGGACAAAAUGAUGCAUCCUUUUGAAGCACACACGUUAGCUCAUUUUAGGGAUUAGACGACUCUUAAAAAGCUCCACGCCCUCUAAGCGAUAAUCCAGACCCAUGGGAUUUUUGUAGCUUGGCUUAUAUACGGAAAAGAAAAUCUGUACGGAUGGAAACAUUAUGGAUUCCAGAGAGAGAUUUUUUUUAAGACCUUAAAGAUGGUUAACUGCUGCUCUUAACACCCACUACAUACCUCUCUCUUACAUGAAAUAGCCUUGACCAAGUGAUUGUCAAAGAACGAGCAUGUGAAUUUUUAUGCAUGCAGGUGCACGACUGAGAGAGAGAGAGAGAGAGAGAGAGAGCGAGAGAAUGAGAAAAAUGUGUGUGUUUGCAUGUGUGUGUCUGCUGCACCUCUUCUUCAGGUGCUGGUCAACACUAUUAACCUCUGUUAGAUAAGACGUGUCUGACAAAAGAACAAAAGAAAAAGAAGAACAAAAACACAAAAAAUCCUAUAAUUGAGGAAGAUCAGAGUUUGGAUUCAAGGCGAUGAAUCACUUGUAAGAUUGACUGUUGUGUAAUUAGUUUGAAAUAACUUAACAGUUUAUGAAUCAUAGUUUAAGUCAUUAAUAUAUAUGUGAAGCCGCAGGAUAUAAAAAUUUAAAUUGUCUUAAGUUUAAGUGAUGCCUAUAUAUAAGGAGUUAGCUCUGACACAGGGGAAUAAUAGCUGUGUUUAUUGCCUGUUGUUAUGUGGAAACAUGUGACUCUCUCUCUCGGACGAAACAAAAAAAACACCACACUUUUGGCACCUUUUCCACUGUACGGUUCCAGCACGACUCGGCUCGACUCGACUCGACUCGACUCGGUUUUCCAUCACUGUAGUACCUCCUCAGCGUGAGCCGAGUCAUCAUAGCACAGUGACAUCAAGCCGCUGUGACGUUGCCAUGGCAUUUGGCUUGCUUACGUCUCAUUACCGUAACUGUUAGACCUUAAACUGGUGUGGACUGGUGAUCCCUCAGUUAGCCCUCAGUACGUCCACGGCACGACCGUCCAAUCACAGACAAGAUUCACCAGCGCGUUUGUGACGUCAGCUUC
This is a messenger RNA of Solea senegalensis (Senegalese sole), 2026 nucleotides long. Its product is annotated as protein lin-28 homolog B-like. Gene Ontology annotation, molecular function: zinc ion binding; nucleic acid binding. The transcript is spliced from 2 exons. NCBI's taxonomy places the organism in Eukaryota, Metazoa, Chordata, Actinopteri, Pleuronectiformes, Soleidae. Bases 10 to 498 code for a protein of 162 amino acids. The record is from RefSeq and is a predicted model, not a curated record.